Molecule: messenger RNA, 1404 nt
Organism: Motacilla alba alba
Lineage: Eukaryota; Metazoa; Chordata; Aves; Passeriformes; Motacillidae
Gene: HMGN2
Product: high mobility group nucleosomal binding domain 2
Exons: 6
Coding region: 305-577 (90 amino acids)
Biological process (GO): chromatin organization
Cellular component (GO): chromatin; nucleus
Molecular function (GO): nucleosomal DNA binding
Source: RefSeq, a predicted model, not a curated record
CGCGGGCCAAUGGGCGCGCGGGGCGGCGGGGAUCCGGCUGGAACCGGUUGGGCCGCGUCCGGCUCUAUAUAAAACUUUAUAAACACCCGAUUCCAAUUAGUGGGGUCGGGACCAGCGCAGCCCGCCGGGUGCAGCCCAGCCCAGCCCCGCACCGCUCCCCGCAGCAGCAGCGGCAGCGCCCCGCACGCCGCGCAGCGCGCCCGGCUCCCCCGCCCCCGCCUCCCCGCGCCGCUCCCCCCGCCCCCUCACGCCGCCCGGCGCGCUCCGCUCUCCCCGCGCCCGCCCGCACCGCCCGCGCCGAGCCAUGCCCAAGAGAAAGGCUGAAGGAGAGACCAAGGGCGAUAAGGCCAAAGUUAAGGAUGAGCCACAGCGGAGAUCAGCGCGGUUAUCUGCCAAGCCCGCUCCUCCCAAGCCUGAGCCCAAACCUAAAAAAGCAGCUCCAAAGAAGAGCGAGAAGGUGCCCAAGGGGAAGAAAGGAAAAGCUGAUGCCGGCAAGGAGGGGAACAACCCUGCAGAAAACGGAGAUGCCAAAACAGACCAGGCACAGAAAGCCGAAGGUGCUGGUGAAGCCAAGUAAAACGUGUGAAUUUUUGAUAACUGUGUACUUCUGGUGACUGUACAGUUUGAAAUACUAUUUUUUAUCAAGUUUUAUAACAAUGCAGAAUUUUGGUUUACUUUUUUUUAAGCUAUGUUGUUAGCACACAGACCGCUUCGUUGUUGUGUUCUGGGGGGGGUGGGGGGCAAUGGGGACAAAUGUCACUUAGUCUAUUUCUCAAAACCUAAAUUUUAAUAAGAAAAGCUUUUGCCAGUCCCCCAGUUUUUGGAAGAAGGGCCCUUCCUGCGGGGAGGAAGAAGGGAUUCCCCGGUGCUGCGUGUCACUCGCGUCCAAGUGAGCAUCAGAGCUCCCACGAUGCUGUUGCCUGCUCCAGAUCCCGGUGCCACCAGCUCUCCUCUGGUGUCCCCCAGAGCCCGUCCCUCCAAAGCACAGCAGAGCUGGCGUUCCGGGACCUUCUGCUGUCGGGUGAUCCGGGCUGCUGGUGUCACCUGGGAUGUCCUGGCUGGAAAAGGAGCUGCACUCCUCUCUUCCCCUGCGGACCCCCGGGCGCAGCAGCCUGCCUCGCGCGCGUUCUCCUCUCCAAGUCAGGGUGGGUUUGUGCAGAGUUGUCAGACAACGCGCCGCUGUCACCGUGUCCACCCUCACUCUAAACUUCGCCCUCUGCAAGCGCAAGCUGAAGAUUCUUGGGGUUUUUAGCAACUUCUCCAUUUCCGUAGUCCACGAAGGGAGGGGAGUUUGACGGUUGUUGUAAAAUGUUGCGGAUUGUAGCCCAUGUCCUGCCUCAAUUACCAUGAUUGUUCAUGAAAAGUACCUUUAAUAAAGCUGGAUCCGGUUUGGCUUGGACUGUU